AUGGAUGAGAUUGCAAAGGAAUACGAUGUCAUCGUGCUGGGCACUGGCCUGACUGAGUGUGUUCUCUCUGGUGUUCUCAGUGUGAAGGGCAAGAAGGUCCUCCACAUUGACCGCAACGACCACUAUGGCGGUGAGGCAGCUUCAGUUAACCUCGAGACGCUCUACAAGAAGUAUGGCAACUACGCAAAGGGCGAGGAGCCCUGGACGAAGUAUGGCCGUCUGAAUGACUGGAACAUCGAUCUUGUGCCCAAGUUCCUCAUGUCCGCGGGCGAGUUGACAAACAUUCUCGUCUCGACCGACGUGACACGAUACCUCGAGUUCAAGCAGGUCGCGGGCAGCUACGUUCAGCAGGGCCAGAGCUCCAAGGCUACUGUUGCCAAGGUUCCCUCCGAUGCCGGCGAGGCUCUGCGUUCGCCCUUGAUGGGCAUCUUCGAGAAGCGCCGCAUGAAGAGCUUCAUCGAGUGGAUCGGCACCUUUGACCGCAAGGACCCCGGCACACACAAGGGCCUCGACAUCAACAAGGUCACCAUGAAGGAGGUUUACGACAAGUUUGGCCUCGAGACCGGUACCCGUGACUUCAUCGGCCACGCCAUGGCUCUCUUCACCACCGACGAGUACCUCACCAAGCCCGGUGGCGCCCCGGAGGCCAUUGAGCGCAUCCGCCUGUAUGGAACCUCUGUGUCCCGCUACGGCAAGUCUCCUUACAUCUACCCUCUCUACGGUCUCGGCGAGCUUCCCCAGGGCUUCGCCCGCCUGUCGGCCAUCUACGGCGGUACCUACAUGCUCAACACGAACGUCGACGAGGUGCAGUACGAGGGCGGCAAGGCUGUCGGUAUCAAGGCCACUAUGACUGGCGUUGAGGAGAUGAAGUUCGAGACCAAGGCCAAGAUGAUCCUUGGUGACCCCAGCUACUUCCCCGGAAAGGUCAAGGUUGUCGGACAGGUUCUGCGCGCCAUCUGCAUCCUGAAGCACCCCCUGGCCGGCACCAACGACGCCGACUCUUCCCAGCUCAUCAUUCCCCAAUCCCAGAUUGGCCGCAAGAACGAUAUCUACAUCGCUUGCGUCUCAUCGGCACACAACGUUUGCCCCAAGGGCUACUGGAUUGCCAUCGUCUCAACCAUUGCCGAGUCGAACGCUAACCAUCACGUCGAGCUUCAGCCCGGUCUGGAGCGCCUCGGCAAGAUUGAGGAGCAGUUCAUGGGCGCCCCGAUCCCCAUCUACGAGCCCACGGACGACGGUACCGGCGACAACGUCUUCGUCUCCAAGAGCUACGACGCCAGCAGUCACUUCGAGAGCACGACCGACGACGUCAAGGAUAUCUACCGCCGCGCCACUGGCGAGGAGCUCAAGGUUGAGGGUCUGAGAGAGGGCCUGCAAGUUGCGGAUGAGCAGUAA
Messenger RNA from Colletotrichum phormii, 1395 nucleotides. RefSeq names its product GDP dissociation inhibitor. The record is from RefSeq and is a predicted model, not a curated record. Gene Ontology annotation, molecular function: Rab GDP-dissociation inhibitor activity. The transcript has 8 exons. Bases 1 to 1395 code for a protein of 464 amino acids. Gene Ontology annotation, cellular component: cytoplasm. Lineage: Eukaryota; Fungi; Ascomycota; Sordariomycetes; Glomerellales; Glomerellaceae. Gene Ontology annotation, biological process: small GTPase-mediated signal transduction; protein transport; vesicle-mediated transport.